AUGAAGACCAUUCUGGCAAGUCAGACUGUUUCAAUACCUGAAAAUGGUAUGAUAAGAGAGUACUUGUUUUGGUGUCUUUUUAAACUGAUGUAUCUGUCUCUGGUAACAAUCAUUUUAUAUUGCUUCCUUAACCCAUUUGCCCCUGAACUGCCCAAAACUGUUGGUGUGAAUCCACUCUUGUGCAGCUUGUGACAUUAUCAGUUUUAAUGGUCAAGACAACCUUGUCAUCUAACUUGUGCAGGGGUUGGGGAAGAGGUCUCUCAAAGCAUGCCAGAAUGAACACUAUGAAAAAGGGGAAAAAAAUGUAGACCCAAAAGGUCUGUUGAAAAUUUGGUUUGACUACCCACCACAGUCUGCCCUUCAUUCCAUCUAAUCCUAGAUCCUUAAAAGCUUUCCCAUAAAAUAUUUUCUCCAUGGAAAUGGAGCCUAGUUAACGCCCAGCUAAAGAAACAAACUGGGCCAGAAAAGCUAGUGAAAAAAGGGAAGAGAGAAAGAGAAAGGUAAAGCUGAAACUGCUGUGUGCUGUAUCGCUUUUAAACCCAAAACUAUCGGGAAGAAAGGGAACCCAAAUUUCCAUUUGGAAUAUUCCGUCCAGAAAAACAGGACUACCUUUUUGGAUGUUCCAUUUCUCCCAGAAAUUUUCCGCUGGAACGACCCCAAAAGUCAUGUUCCAUUAUUUUGCUUCCCAACUGGAUUUUCUGGAAACUUUUUCUAGAUUUUAAAAACCCAAGUGUUGCUCAUGUUUAUUAUGUUAUUUGCAUGUACAGUAAGUAUCAAGCUGAAUGGCCGUGAAGUAACGGUCAAAGGGCCUCGUGGCACUCUUGUCAGAAACUUCAGACACCUGAAGUUAGAGCUGACACUUAUUGGUAAGAAGAAGGUACGAGUCGAUGUUUGGUUUGCAAGCCGUAAAGAGUUGGCUUGUGUCAAGACCAUCUGCACUCAUAUUGAGAAUAUGAUCAAGGGAGUCAUAUAUGUAAGUUCAAUUCAUCUCAACUCUAAACCAAUUAUUUUCUAUUUAAAAAAAUGUCUAUUUUGGUGAAAAUGUAUAAUUUAUAGAAACAGUGGUUUUACAUGUGUAUACAUGGUUUAGUUGCAUGUAAUUGCCAUCUCAUUGAUCACAAAAUAACUAUUGUUAGGGUCAAAUGAUGGACUACUAAUGUAACUUCUGGGCAUGUGCUAUCUUAACUGGUUUGUGUGUGGUACUGUAAAAUUCUUAAAAUAAGCCCAGGAGCUUAUAUUUUUCAAAGCCCCUUUGUGAGGGGCUUAUUUUUGGAGGGGCUUAUGUUCGGAGGGGUUUCUCUAUGGAGGCAAAUUUGCAUUUCAAAAUCAGUUGGGCUAGCCUUAUAGUUGGAAGGAAAUUUACCGCUUUUGCUUUGUUUUACUUUGUAUUUGAGGGCAAUUUCAGUACAAGUACAAGUCCCUGGGGGGCUUAUAUCUGAAGGGGCUAUUUAAUGGAGGGUGUUUUGCGUUACGAGUUUGGGGGGCUUAUAUUUGGAGGGCCUCCUAGGGCCCCUAUUUUUCUAGCCUCCAAACAGGCUCUCUGUUUGGGGAAAGGGUGAAAAAAUCGCGAGUAGAGGGAAGAGAAAGGGGGAGAGCCUGAUCACGGGUUACUAUAUUUCAGGAGAAAGGACCCUGUGGGCUCACUUAAUUUUUUAGCUCACUACUUUUAUCCAAAGACUUUACUUCAUUUGAUUUCCUAAAGAUUGGCAUGCCACUACCUUUUUAUCUUAAUGUCUAUUCAAAUUGAGAAGUGCAUUUCAUGAAAUUUGAUGUGGUGGUGAGCUGGACUGUUGGGUUCAAACCUUGGCCUAACCACCAUGAACUAGGGUUGUUAAAAACUGGUAAGAGCAUGUUGGUUGUCCUGAAGGUCAUAUAAUUAUAUCAGUUCAGAUGAUUGCAUCAAUCCUUUGGCAAUGAUGUUAAGCCAUUGGCUUUUCCUCCUUCACCCUUCCUUUAUCAGUGGGAAUCCACACAACUGUUCAAGAAAAGUAUGGGAAGUUUCCCUGGCAAUGUUGGCUUUUCAAGAAGCAAUCUGAGAUAGGUGCCUAGAUUUCAGAUUUGGAAUCUGAACAUAGACUGAUUAAGAGGACUGUGAAUUGAAUUGUCCUCUCAUUUCUGACUGGUUUAAACAUGUUUAGGGUUUCAGAUACAAAAUGAAGGCAGUGUAUGCUCACUUCCCCAUCAACAUUGCUGUCUCAGAAAAUGGUACCCUGGUAGAGGUACGUAACUUCUUGGGUGAGAAAUAUGUGAGACGAGUGAGGAUGAGACCUGGAGUGACUUGUGCCAACUCAACUGUGAAAGAUGAAAUUGUCUUGGAAGGCAAUGACAUUGAGCUGGUUUCAAAUUCAGGUAGGUAACUAACUUGCACAUUAAUCACCAUGCUACCCUUCCCGUGAAAGAAAGUUUUUCAUAUCUUUUUUACUUUUUUCCUUCAUAUUGGUGAUCAGUUUGCAGGUAAAUCCUACACCUUCCAUGUUCAAUUUUAAGUUUUUUCUGACCUUGCUGGACAUAUGCUCUUUCAAUAAGGAAAUAUUAUCCUUCAAUGCAAUUUUUUUCCUUUUCAUUGGCCAACAGCCCACCACUUGACCUGCAGAUAACUGCCUACAAAUAAUUGUCUGCUUAUUUGCAAUGUCGUCCAACCGUGGCUGCAAAUAAUGUUACGAAAUAUUCGCAAAGCAGCAUGUAUAUUAAUCCUUUUUUGUCUAACCAACAUCCCUAUAACAAAAUCUCGCUUGAGUCUAAGUAACACAGAAAUCCUAUGUGUGGAACUUGUAAAAUUCUAACUUUUCUUGGCUUUUGUUUAUAACUCUUAUGAUUGGUCGCAAUCCUUUUACAGAAAAAAAAAAACACCUUUAAAAGUGGAGUUUCAAUACAUUUUAUUUCGUAAACUGCCUUUUUGUAGGUUUAUGCAUUCUCUGUGUGAAACGCCAUAACAAAAGAAAUGGCUUCAAGUCUUACCCACAUCAUUACUUAAAAAACAAACGCGGAUAAUAGGCCCUUUGCAGCUAGCCAUUCAAGUGGUACAAAACCGCCACGCUGGAGAGCAAAAGUCGCACUGGGACAAGACAAACACAGAAAAUUACCAUUUGAAAUUAUGUAUGUCUUUUGUUUGUCUUGUCCCAGGGCGACUUUUGCUCUCCAGCGUGGCGGUUUUGUACCACGUGAAUGGCUAGCUGCAAAGGGCCUAUUAUUUGCAGCUCUGGUCUGCCACCCAGGGCUUUCUUGUUCGUCUUGUAAUCUUUGCUUGCAUUAAUGAUUUUGUUCGUCCGUGGAUGGAUUUCAUAAGAUGUCAUUUACCAUUUUGAUACUGAAAAUUAUUUGCGACUCUGACUGUUAUUUCUUGUUGUCGUUAUUUGCAGCGGCUUUGAUCAAGCAAUCGACCACAGUCAAGAACAAAGAUAUCCGUAUGUUCUUAGACGGUGUCUAUGUGUCUGAAAAAACAACUGUUGUGCCCAUGGAUUAA
Messenger RNA from Porites evermanni, 3463 nucleotides. Lineage: Eukaryota; Metazoa; Cnidaria; Anthozoa; Scleractinia; Poritidae. The record is from the annotation of a GenBank genome assembly.